Molecule: messenger RNA, 1299 nt
Organism: Aspergillus clavatus NRRL 1
Lineage: Eukaryota; Fungi; Ascomycota; Eurotiomycetes; Eurotiales; Aspergillaceae
Exons: 2
Coding region: 1-1299 (432 amino acids)
Source: RefSeq, a predicted model, not a curated record
AUGGAUCGAGUCUAUGAGCUUGAGCAACGCAAUGAAGCCCUUCUGGCAAAGAUGCAGGCUCAGAAAGUGGCCACUCAACAUGAGGCGCAAGUGUCAACGAAGAGGAAGGCGAAUGGGAACUCGGGUGCUUGCAAAAGAGCAAAGACACAAGGAAACCUGCAGACUCAGGCCCUCGAGACUGUUAUUGGAAGAUAUAAGCUUGUCGGACAAAAAUAUUAUAUAGAAGAACCUUCUGGGGCAUUCAUGCGGCAUUUCUACACUCUCCAGAAAGCCAUUCAACGAAGGCCCAGUCGUUCAAAUAUUGUGCAGGCCGCAAUCUGCCUAUGUCAGGUGGCAACGAAGGAUCUGCUCAGCGCGGUUUGUGAGAAGAAAGAGACUGGCUUGCGUGCUAGCAAAAAGUCCCUCCUUCAGACAGGGCAGCCCAAGUUGACGCAGGUUAUGCGCAGUGUCGAAUGCGCUUUCGGUCUUCUUCUCCAAGCAUUGCAGAAACUACCGGAUUCGGAAAAUGCUCCCCAAGACAAGGGCCGGCUCAAGUAUCAUCUAGUUGAACUGUAUCAAGCUAUAGCAACUACGCUGGAACGAUACUGCGUUACCAAGUCUGCCCAGACUUCUCCAGGCACGGUUUCAAAAUCGUCGAAGAACAAACAGAGUAAAAGGUCAAAAGGUGGAAAGGCUACCCAGAGCUUGGAGCCUUCGACUUCCGAGAUCACAGAUGAGGUAGCCAACCAGCUCAGUCAACUGCUCGGUACAAUGGCGCUCUCCCUAGAUCUAUCUUGCCCAGAUCACCAAGGGCUCUUUGAAGGGUUUUUGUUCACUCUACUCAAUCGUGUGGGUACCCUCUUAUGUAUAUUUGUCUUCCAGGAUUUGCAAUUGCGACCCGAUCUUCAUGUGAAUAUGACAAAACUCCCGCUACCCCAAGGUUUGGUUGGAGUCGAGCUGGAUGAUCAGUCCUUGCGUGCUGCACAAGUCGAGGCAAGAUAUCUGGUGUGGCCGGUGGAAAGAGCUCUAGCCUUACUGGAUAUGGCACCGGCGCCACAAAAGACUGGCGGGACGAUGGAAUUUGUAACCACCACCAGGCAGAAGCUACAGGGCACUCUCCUUCAGGCGGUCUUCGGAUCCGACAAGUCUAUGUUUCCGCAUACGUUACAGCUUCCCGAAAAGCUUGAUCCACGGACACUUACGAGCUUGCCGGCUUGUACUUAUAUUACUGAACAGUCUGUUCCCGAGUGGUUCACGCGGGAAAUCUGGAGGUUGCUGGGGUGGGAGUUACUUGUGAAUAAAGGGUCCCUCAAGGACUAG